This is a messenger RNA of Amborella trichopoda, 1180 nucleotides long. RefSeq names its product putative aquaporin PIP2-8. Lineage: Eukaryota; Viridiplantae; Streptophyta; Magnoliopsida; Amborellales; Amborellaceae. Gene Ontology annotation, biological process: transmembrane transport. The record is from RefSeq and is a predicted model, not a curated record. Gene Ontology annotation, molecular function: channel activity. Gene Ontology annotation, cellular component: membrane.
UCCAACGUCCUUCACCUUAUCCAUUGCUUACCAUUCAUUCCCAACCAGCCAAAGCCAGCAGAUUCAAGAGAGAUAUGUCAAAGGAGGUGAGCAUGGAGGGAGGAGAGCAGCAGGGGAAGGACUACCAGGAUCCUCCCCCUGCUCCACUUUUAGACAUGGGGGAGUUGAAGCUCUGGUCCUUUUACCGUGCUCUCAUAGCCGAGUUCAUCGCCACCUUGCUCUUCCUCUAUGUCACAGUGGCCACCGUCAUAGGCUACAAGAAAGAGAGAGACCCCUGUGGCGGCGUUGGCCUUCUCGGCAUCGCCUGGGCUUUCGGAGGCAUGAUCUUCAUCCUUGUCUACUGCACUGCCGGCAUCUCAGGUGGACACAUUAACCCUGCCGUGACUUUCGGGCUAUUUUUGGCCAGAAAAGUUUCACUGGUAAGGGCCGUGAUGUACAUGGUGGCCCAGUGCCUGGGGGCCAUAUGCGGAGUUGGGCUGGUGAAAGCGUUCAUGAAGCCCUUGUACAACAAUCUCGGUGGAGGAGCCAACGAAGUUGUUCAUGGCUACACCAAGGGAGUGGGUCUGGGUGCCGAAAUCAUCGGCACCUUCGUUCUCGUCUACACCGUUUUCUCAGCCACCGAUCCCAAAAGAAGCGCUCGUGAUUCCCAUGUGCCGGUCUUGGCCCCAUUGCCCAUUGGCUUUGCAGUGUUCAUGGUGCACUUGGCCACCAUUCCCAUCACCGGAACUGGUAUCAACCCUGCAAGGAGCUUCGGAGCUGCAGUCAUUUACAACAGCGACAAGGCCUGGGAUGACCAUUGGGUGUUCUGGGUUGGGCCGUUUGUUGGCGCAGCGGCAGCUGCUGCCUAUCACCAAUACAUUCUGAGAGCAGCUGCCAUCAAAGCUUUGGGAUCUUUCCGCAGCAAUCCUCACAACUGAAGCUUGUGCGUCUUUUCUCAUUUGUUUUGAGUGCGUGGGAGUGGGAAACUUGUUCUAUUUUUUGUACUAUUACUACUAUAUAGGAUUGUUUUUUGUAGCGAAUAUGAUUGUUUUUUGUAGCGAAUUUCAUCCGGUCCGGGACAAAAUUUGUCCGUGGCCUGCUUUAAUCAUGUUCCUGACCGGUUUUACUUUGUGGGAGAUUUGUACGUUGACGUUUGUCAUAUGCAUUCUUUUCGGGCCUAGUCAUUGUUCUUCUUUUCCUC